Gadus morhua (Atlantic cod) is the source of this 404-nucleotide messenger RNA. It is a transcript of the gene tnfsf10l, whose product is annotated as TNF superfamily member 10, like. Gene Ontology annotation, biological process: immune response. Gene Ontology annotation, cellular component: membrane. The record is from RefSeq and is a predicted model, not a curated record. Lineage: Eukaryota; Metazoa; Chordata; Actinopteri; Gadiformes; Gadidae. Gene Ontology annotation, molecular function: tumor necrosis factor receptor binding.
UACGACCAGGUGUAUUUCCGGUACCCGUCUCCGGCUGCCAUCGAUGGAGACCAGCGUAGUGUCAGCCACCAGCUGGUCCAGUGCGUCUACAAGAAGACCUCCUACCCCAGCCCAAUACAGCUGCUGAAGGGCGUGGGUACCAAGUGCUGGGCCCCUGACGCCGAGUACGCACUGCACUCGGUGUACCAGGGCGGUCUGUUCGAGCUCCGGGCCGGCGACGAGCUGUUCGUCUCGUCUCCCCCCACCAUGGUCAACGCCGACGACUCCUCCAGCUACUUUGGGGCCUUCCGCCUCGACCUCUGAGAGGGGCGCGACGGGUCCAUGGAUUGGUCUUUGUAUGGAUGGAUGGAUGGAUGGUGGAUGGAUGGGAAUUGGAUGGAUGGAUGGAUGGAUGGAUGGAUGAU